This is a messenger RNA of Pelagomonas calceolata, 917 nucleotides long. The record is from the annotation of a GenBank genome assembly. NCBI's taxonomy places the organism in Eukaryota, Pelagophyceae, Pelagomonadales, Pelagomonadaceae.
GCCCGCCCGCGCCGCCCCGGCGCCCGACCCGACCCCGGCUUGCGAACCUGACGCGCGCGCGCCCGCGCGCACCCGCCCCCGAGCGCCGUCGGCGCGGCGCGUCGACGGCGUCGUGCGGUGGAUCGACGCGCAGCGCCUCGCCGGGCCGAUGCGAACGGCCGCCGUGCUUCCCUCCGCGCUGGCGUCCGGUGAGCUCCUCUGCGCUCUCGUGCAGCAUGUAGUCCCGGCCGCGCGCCUAGCGCCCGUUCACCGGAGGCCCCGCGCGCGAGCCCUUCGCGCGGCGAACGCCGAGAACGCGCUCGGCGUCCUCUGGCGCGGCGGGCGGUGCCGCAGCGGCGUCUUGCGGGCCUACGGCGCCGCCGCCGGCGGCGCGCCGGCGGCGCAGGCGGCGGCCGCAUUGGUGUGCGAAGUCUUCGACGCGUACGCGAUCCGCGAUCUGCGGCGGCGCGAGGCGGCGAUCGCGCGCCGCGUCGACGCCGCGUUGGUGGCUGGCGGCGGCCAGCGUCUUGGGAGGCCGGUCGCGUGGGCACGCGCGUUCCGUGACGGCGCACGGCUCCUCGCGCUCGCCGGCCCCGGCGCCGCGCCGGAGGCAGACCCGGUCGCGGCGGCAUUCUCCGCCUUCCGGCGGCGGCGCGUCCCGGUGCUCUGGGAAAAUCCGCGCGCGUUCCGCGCGCGCGCCGACGACGACCUCGUCCUCGCGCAACUCGACUUGCUGGUCACCGAAGGAAGCGCGCCAAAGCCGGCGGCGGCCCCGAAACUCGAACCGGCGAAGCGCUCGCCGCCCGCGCCCGACGCCGCCGACGACCCCGAGGACGGCCAGUGGGAGCUCUUCCGCCACCGUCUCCUCGCGCGACGUGGGCCACGGAGCCGCCGCGGCGAGAACGCUAGGUUGCAAUAAAUAUAGACGUCUCCAGAGC